AUGUCCACCACCAGGAUCGUUUCGCCUCCCGCAGCAGCAGGGAUAGGAGUUGGAGCUUUGCUCUCAAAUCCAAAUUCUAAUCCAAGCCCAAACCCGAAUUCAGCUUCGCAUUCACAUUCACAUCAGUCACGCUCACGCUCGCGUGCACAGAGACCAAUCCACUUAGGGAUCGAUGAACAAGUUGGGGGUGGUGGUGGUGCUGGCAGCCAGCGCAUUCGUCCAACAGCAUCAUUGCCUCUGCCGUUACCCUUCACUUUGCCUUUGCCACCCUUGAUGUCAACCUCUCGCCGCCGCCAUCGCCGAAGUUCAACUCCAACAAUAACAACACAGCAACCGAGGCUCUCUCCUACUCCCCCUCCUCAAAAUAAUACUCAGACGCCACCCCGGUUAAGGUCAACGAACUUAUCUUUAGCAAACGUCGAGCUCCCACCGAUUAAUUUCUGGGAGAGCGAGCCUCUGGAAUCGCAUCACGGUAGUGGCCUUGAGCCCUCUGGAUUUGAUGACAAUUUUCUCCUCGAUCUUGCUACCACCGAAUUUUCGUCACCUUCGACAUACCCGUCAUUCACGGAUUUCGAUUCACAGCCAACUCAAGCUCAAGGCGUAGACCAAAGCCACCGCCGAAACCGAAACUCAACACUCCAGGCUCCCACAUCGCCCGAGCCGUCUCGUGCAUUUCUUAACGGUGCUUCCAACGCCCCACGUCGCCUCUCCACCAACUGCAUAUCCAACAUUUUGGGUCCUGAACGUAGCACCACCCAGCUCUCCUCCACCACCAACACAACAGGCGAAUCUCAAUCAACUCUGCCUUUCUUCGACUCCCUCGAGGAGAACGACUUUCUGUUCGAUAGCCCUGCCAGUUCCUUUUCUGACGCUAUGCCACCUGCGACUCGACGAACUACUACAGCUGCGACAGCUGCUGCUCGGGCUGGCUCCGGGCACGCGAGUAAGCGACGGCGAACAUCUGCCACGGCCGCGAAUACGAUAUCUACGAGACCACCGUCGAGACAAAAAAAGACCCCAGCACCCAGCAAAGAUAUGGAGGUGGAAGAGCUGUUCGGACCAAGCCCUACGCGCACCUUCGUCGACCUUGAAGCAAAGGAGGAAGAUAUUGAUACUGUUGACUUGACCGAGACGAACGAAGUACUCGACGACCCUAAGACACCGGAAAGGGAUAACCGUAUAAAGCUUGCCGCUUUCCAGUGCGUUAUCUGCAUGGAUGACUGCGUCAAUUUAACGGUGACACACUGCGGUAAGUGA
Molecule: messenger RNA, 1257 nt
Organism: Fusarium sp. VM40
Lineage: Eukaryota; Fungi; Ascomycota; Sordariomycetes; Hypocreales; Nectriaceae
Source: the annotation of a GenBank genome assembly